Molecule: messenger RNA, 1358 nt
Organism: Neohortaea acidophila
Lineage: Eukaryota; Fungi; Ascomycota; Dothideomycetes; Mycosphaerellales; Teratosphaeriaceae
Exons: 3
Coding region: 22-1056 (344 amino acids)
Source: RefSeq, a predicted model, not a curated record
AUCGUCGAUCGGCAGCGUAGCAUGCAAGCACGAGGCCGGCGAGGAGGCUGGGAAGCGGGAAAGUCUAAAUCCCAAGGCUCGAGUCGUCAGGUUCCUGCCCGCCUCCGCCUUUGUCUCCGCCUCAUCUCAUCUCCCUCUCCGCAUUCUCCCCCCUCCACCACUCAGGCGCAUUGCCAACACCUAUCCCCCAACACCCCGCGCAUCCCUCUACACCACACAAUCCGCGUCGCAAACAUGGUCGCCACCCGCAACCACCCCGUCGACUUCGACGAGAAUGCCACCGCCUCCCCAGCGCCCACGACCACCAGCUCCCCGCGCAAACGAGCAACGCGCACCUCCAACCACACCGCAGCCUCCACCUCCCCUCCCCCGUCCCCGACAAAAACCCGCCAAGUCACCACCACCUCCACGAGGAGCAGCGCCACCUGGGCCCACACCCCCUCCAACCUCACCCUCAUCUGGCUCGCCAUCAGCCUCCCCCUCGUCAUCUGGGACACAGGCUACGUCCUGCUGCGCCCCUACAGCAUGCCCGGCGGCUUCCUGCACAAACCCCUCUGGACACCGUACGACCUGUACGGGCGCGUAGACCACGUGUAUGGCUUCAAAGCGUUCGAGGCGCGCUCCGGCUGGACGGCCGCGCAGGGCACCGUCAACGCGCUCGAGACGGCGGUGUACCUCGUCUAUCUGUACGUCGUGUUUGCGUAUGGGAAGGCGGAGCGGAAGCAGGGGAGUGGGGCGCCGGCCAAGGGGGCGUUGAGUGAGGUUGGUUUGGGGGCGCUGGCGGAGAGGAGGACUCUUUAUGGGCGGUUGGCGGCUUGGGCUGUGCUGGUGGGCUUCUCGACGGCGUCGUUGACGUUUUGGAAGACGGUGUUGUAUUGGUUGAAUGAGGCCUUUUCUGGGUUUGACAACAUCGGGCACAACAGCCCUGCGGCUUUGCUCUUCUUGUGGAUCAUUCCCAACGGCGCAUGGCUUGUCUUCCCCCUGUACAUGAUGUACGUCUAUGGCAAGGAGAUUAUCGACGGCCUCGAGACUGCCACGGCGCGGAAAACGAGGUGAUCUAGACGCAAUAUCCUCUCCGUUUGAUUCGCGCAAUCUUAAUUCCAAUUCCAAUCACUUGAAUCGUGUCCCAGUCCACAAGAUUCUCAACUCAAUACAAUGGCUGCCAAACGUGCUGACCCUCCUCCGCCCUGGCCAAGCUCACUGCUGAGUACGGAGCUCACCACUUCCUCUGGCACUGAGCUCGCUGCCGAGAAGAAUCUCACCGCCGUCAGAAAGGGAGCCCGCCGUCGUCCGAUGUACAGUCGUGUGCAAGCUAGCCAUCGGAUAGGUAUUUUGCGGUAUACCACUCAUUCUUCGAU